AUGACGACCCCCGCCCCCACCAAGACCUCCUUCACCAUCGGCACUCGGAAAUCCAAGCUCGCCUUAGAACAGACCGAUCUGGUGCAAGCUGCUCUCAAGAAUACCCAUCCCGACUAUGAAUUCAAGAUUUUCUCCAAAGAGACCGCGGGCGAUCUCAACACUAAAAUCGCGCUCCGCGAUUUUACCACCAAGAACCUGUGGACCGAAGAGCUGGAGGAAUUGAUGAUCGACGGUCAGGUUGAUUUCAUCGUCCACUCUCUCAAAGUACAAUGUGCUCAUGCCCCCGCGCUCGUCCUAGAUGUCCCCACCCUCCUCCCCUCCACUUGCACCCUGGGUCCCAUGAUGCCCCGCGAAGACAGCAGAGAUGUGCUAGUUGUGAAGCAAGGGCUGCCGUAUAAGAGUCUGGCGGAAAUCCCCGCGGGCUCCGUGGUCGGAACCUCCUCUAUCCGCCGAACCGCUCAAUUGGCCCGAAAAUACCCUCAUCUCAAGGUCCAGGACAUCCGCGGUAACAUUGGCACCCGACUGGCGAAGCUGGACGCGGAAGAUAGCCCGUACACCUGUGCCAUCCUCGCGGCAGCCGGUCUCUUGCGUCUGGAGCUUCAGGAUCGCAUCACACAGUAUCUCGACUCGAAGAACGGCAUGCUCUACGCGGUCGGACAGGGCGCCCUCGGUAUUGAAAUUCGCAAGGAAGAUACCUUUUUGAAGGAGAUGUUGGAUAAGAUUGGUCACGAAGAGACCACAUUUGCCUGCCUGGCGGAGCGCAGUUUGCUGCGAACCCUUGAGGGAGGCUGCAGUGCCCCGUUGGGUGUUGAGACAGAGUGGAUUCAGAAUGCCGACUCGAAAAAAUUGCGCAUGCGGGCCGUGGUGGUCAGUGUCGACGGCAAGCAAUGUGCAGAGGUGGAGAUCGAUGGCGAUGUCGAUUCCGCCGACAGUGCAGAGGCCUUUGGCGUGACAGUGGCUGAUGCAUUGGUGGCCGACGGCGCCGGAGCCAUCCUGGAGGAGAUUCAGCGCAAUAAAGUGGUCAAGGAGAAUCUCUCCAGCUGA
Molecule: messenger RNA, 1044 nt
Organism: Penicillium macrosclerotiorum
Lineage: Eukaryota; Fungi; Ascomycota; Eurotiomycetes; Eurotiales; Aspergillaceae
Product: Porphobilinogen deaminase
Exons: 2
Coding region: 1-1044 (347 amino acids)
Biological process (GO): heme biosynthetic process
Cellular component (GO): cytoplasm
Molecular function (GO): hydroxymethylbilane synthase activity
Source: RefSeq, a predicted model, not a curated record